Fopius arisanus is the source of this 658-nucleotide messenger RNA. RefSeq lists its product as uncharacterized. Bases 1 to 633 code for a protein of 210 amino acids. NCBI's taxonomy places the organism in Eukaryota, Metazoa, Arthropoda, Insecta, Hymenoptera, Braconidae. The record is from RefSeq and is a predicted model, not a curated record. The transcript has 4 exons.
AUGAAAGUCAUGGAAGUAAAUUCGAAAUUCGAGGAUCCUCUGAGGAAGGAAUUUUAUGAGCGACGGAUCAGAGAUCUCAAAACACCGUACAUGACUGUCGAAGAAGGUCUCGAAAAAGUGAGAACUGGAAUGUUUGCUAUUCACACUGACUUAACCAUGGGCUAUGAUGUAGUAAAGAGUACUUAUGCCGAAGACGAGAAGUGUGGAUUCGAGGAAAUCGAUUAUUUUUACACGUCGGAUCCAACAUUCACGAUCAAACAGAAAUCGCCGUAUGCAGAAAUCUUCAGAGUUGGUGGGAUAUGGCUGGAGGAAACAGGUCUCGCCCAACGUUUCAUUGACAGGAUAUAUCACAAAAAGCCCACCUGCACCAAUCAGAAGAAAUUUAUCAGUGUUGGAACUAUCGACUGUUACGCCGCCUACUUGGUUAUAGCUUACGGAUUAGCUGCCUCACUGAUGAUACUUUUGUGUGAAGUGUUCUGGUUCAAAAAAUGUGAUACGAGAUCUGCUGAUGCCAAUGACGAACUAGAGGAUCAACAAUUGCCAUCUACUGCAAGUUCACCCAUAUCCAACCAAGACCACAGCUUCGAAACACUCGGAGAUGAAAUCCUAGUAAAAACAGGCGAACACCCGUAGUGCGUAAUUCAAAAAGUGAUUAUAA